Pelodiscus sinensis (Chinese soft-shelled turtle) is the source of this 1357-nucleotide messenger RNA. It is a transcript of the gene CENPK, whose product is annotated as centromere protein K. The record is from RefSeq and is a predicted model, not a curated record. Lineage: Eukaryota; Metazoa; Chordata; Testudines; Trionychidae. Gene Ontology annotation, biological process: mitotic sister chromatid segregation; kinetochore assembly. Gene Ontology annotation, cellular component: nucleus.
GGCGUCAUCCGCACACAACCAGUGAGAGCGGAGCGCGCGCAGAAUUGACGGGCGUUGGAGCAGCUCUGACCGUCGGGAGGACUGGAGCUCGCCAUGGAUAAACAAGAUGAGCUUUUAAAAGAGGCUGAGAAAUUGGCAAAACGUAUGUCUUCGUACCAACAUGAUCUCGCUCCAGCAAUCACCAGUAACAUAGUGUGUUCUGCAGAUGCCAGAGAAGAACUCUUAGAUGAAUGUGAGGAGAUAUGGAGACAGAUGGAAGAGUGUCAGAGCAAGUUAACACUGCUAGGAACAGAAAUACUUCCAGAAUCUGAUGCUCAGCUUUCAUUGUUAAUGAUGCGAGUGAAGGCUCUAACAGCAGAGUAUAAUCAGUGGCAGAAACGAAGUCCUGAGAUAAUCUCUACCAAUCCAGAUGUUCUGGUAACAUUAGGAAAGGAGGAGUUGCAGAAAGUAGACCAUGAUCUUGAAAUGGUUCUGUCUACAGUUCAGUCAAAGACUAGAAAGCUGAAGGAAGACAUGAAAAGAGAACAGCAGUGGUUGGAUGAGCAGCAACAACUGGUAGAUGCUCUUGAUGUAACACAUGAAGAAAUGAAAAAUCAGGUGGUACAGUUUUCUGAAAAAAGAGCAUUUCAGGAAUUGAAAAGUAAAAUGAUGAAAAUAAGGGCAUAUAAAGAAGAGCUCUUGAGUGCUUUGGGGGAGUUUCUAGAAGAACAUUUUCCUCUCCCAGAGGAAGAUGAAAAUGCUAAAAAGAAGAAAAAAAUUCCCGUGGAAGAGCGAACUGUACAACUGGUAACAUUACAUGAAAUUUUAGAGCGUCUAAUAAACAAAUUAAUGAAUACACCACAUGAACCAUAUUUGACAAUCAGUGACUCGUUCUGGCCACCUUAUGUUGAACUGCUGCUGCGAUAUGGAAUUGCACUGAGACAUCCAGAGGAUCCAAAUAGAAUACGCUUAGAAGCCUUUCAUCAGUAAAGACAGCUUUGUGACUAUUUAAAAAAAUGAAUGUGUUGAAGUAAUACUCAUACUUUAAAAAUGUGUGUAUAAGUCUUUGGGUGUUAAUUUCUUCUGCUUGGACAGAGAGUGUGUUUUGAUAAACCAUACCUGUUUUAAGUUCAGUUACUUAUGAAUCUUGUGAAAUGACAAAACUUCCUUUUAACUUCAAAUGAUAGCCUUUCAUCCCAUAGUUGUUGACUUUGAUAGUAAUUACUAUACUGUAAAAUUAGGUAGUGCUUGUGUUCUUGAAAACUUUCAGACUGCUUAGAUCAUAUUCAAAUUCAAGUUAAAAGACUAUUGUACACAGACAAAAUUAUUAAAUUUGUUUUUUGUUGAUUAAUUUUUAAAAAAUGCUGGCCGUAUGACA